Messenger RNA from Saccostrea cuccullata (small rock oyster), 1332 nucleotides. RefSeq lists its product as uncharacterized. Gene Ontology annotation, molecular function: DNA helicase activity. Lineage: Eukaryota; Metazoa; Mollusca; Bivalvia; Ostreida; Ostreidae. Gene Ontology annotation, biological process: telomere maintenance; DNA repair. The coding region runs from base 1 to 1332 and encodes 443 amino acids. The transcript is spliced from 2 exons. The record is from RefSeq and is a predicted model, not a curated record.
AUGGUUAGCAGUAGUAUGUUAACUUUCAUCAGUCGACGUCUAUCAGAAAUAAGUGACAACAGUCUGCCUUUUGGGGGAUAUAAUGUUAUUACUGUUGGUGAUUAUUUUCAACUAAGACCAGUGAAGGGAAAUUUUGCAUUUGAGAAUGUUUUAUUGUGGCACUUAUUUGAACCAUUCUUUUUGACUGAAAAUAUGAGACAGAAUGAGAAUUCAACUUUUUUCUACUUGUUGAAUAGAGUACGAUUAGGUUUACCAUCAGAAUUAGAUUUGCAAACUCUGAAAUCUAGAUUAAUUACAGAAAGCAUAGACUUUGAAAAUGUUUUGCACAUCUUUCCUCUACGCAAACAAGUUGAAGCUUAUAACAUCCAUCUUUUAUCAAAAAUCAGCUCUAAUAUUUUAAGUAUAUCGGCUUCACAUUACUUUUCACAGUCUGAUGAAAAUGCAUUGGGUUCUGUUGAUGAAAAAUAUAUUCCUAAGGAUGACAGACUUGCAGGAGGGUUAUGCAGUAUUUUGCGAAUUGCAAUAAAUGCAAGAGUUAUGUUAGUUAGAAACAUUAAUACGGAAUCUGGACUAGUUAAUGGAGCAAUGGGAACAGUAACUGAGAUACCAUAUGAAACAAAUAAUGGACAAGCUGAACCAACAAAAAUACAUGUAUUAUUUGAUAACAAAAAUGUAGGUAGAAUAAACUGUGCUGAUAGUACAUUGUUGCAUAAUCCCAUUCCCAUUGAGUGUGUACAGUAUGAAUUUUCCUAUGGAGGUCGACAAAUUGUAAGAAUGCAAUUUCCACUGGUAUUAUCCUGGGGUUGCACUGUUCACAAAGUUCAGGGUUUAUCUCUUGAUAGUGCUGUAAUUCAUUUAGGUUCUGAUGUUUUUGAAAAAGGAAUGGCAUACGUUGCACUGAGUAGAGCAGAAGGUAACCAACAAUUGGUAACCAAGAGUCUAAAGAUAGUGAAGAAAUCCAAAGAGUUGCAGUCGUACGUCAACAAAACACAAAAUAAAGAAAUGGUAUUUUUUAACGUCAUUGGUUUGCAAGGGAGGACAUAUCACCAUUUAAGAAUUUAUCAAAGAGGAAAGUUCCAUACAAUCAAGGAAGGGAUGUCUUUUAAAUUUACCAAUAUUGUUCAAAAAGACAAAGAUCUAUUCUGGGCAACUUCAGGCUCUCUCAUUGCAUACACAAGUGCUGUAGAGGUGGACCCUGAAAUUGAGAAAUGUGUACCGCCCCUACCAGAGGAGAGACCAGUGGGUGGCAUGGAGGUUGAUCUUGAGAGAGCUUUAAAAUCCCCAGAAAAAUCAACCGUCCAGGGAAAGAUUAUAAUGGUAAUAACUUACUAG